Messenger RNA from Pollicipes pollicipes, 1443 nucleotides. Its product is annotated as xylosyltransferase oxt. Lineage: Eukaryota; Metazoa; Arthropoda; Thecostraca; Pollicipedomorpha; Pollicipedidae. The transcript is spliced from 11 exons. The record is from RefSeq and is a predicted model, not a curated record. Gene Ontology annotation, biological process: heparan sulfate proteoglycan biosynthetic process; chondroitin sulfate proteoglycan biosynthetic process. Gene Ontology annotation, cellular component: membrane. Gene Ontology annotation, molecular function: protein xylosyltransferase activity. The coding region runs from base 1 to 1443 and encodes 480 amino acids.
AUGGCGGUGACGACGACCUGCUAUGAUGACACAAAGUACCGCAACGCAAAGGUGGUGCACCUGAAAUACCGCUCACUGCUGGAGUCGGGCGUGCGGAACUACUCCCGGGUGCAGCUGAUGGAGCGUGAGGUGCUCAGCGAGCACGUGUUUGGCCUGACCUGCCCGCAGCACGAGGCCGUGAGAGCAGCGGGGUACCGUGGCCGCUGCGAGCCCGGUCUGUUCGACCCGCGCACGCUCAGGGAUCGGGCCGCAUUCGUCAUGUCAAAGGUGCACUCCGAGCAGUGCCGUCAGCGGAUGAGCCAGGUGCUUUGCGCGCUGGAAUACAGUCGAAGUGCGGAGUGCCUGCCGCCGUUCAUGUGGAACGGUGAUGCCGGCGACGGCGGUCUCAGCUUCCUCAUAACGCCGACCGUCGGCAGCCGGCCAGUAUGGCAGCCUCCAGCCGCAACGCGGCAUCCUUCUCUGGAGCCAGUCACAAUAGGUUUCUACCUGCUGGUGCACAGUGGAUUUGACGCCGUGAUGGAGCUGCUCGAACGCGUGUAUGACCCGGCCCACCUGUAUGUGAUCCACGUGGAUCUGCGGAGCACAGCACUGCGGCGUGAGCUUGAGGCAGCGCUGGCAGAGCGGUACCCGGACCGGCAGCGGCUGCGCCUACUCGAGAAGCACCGCUCCUUCGCUGCCAGCUGGGGCUCCGAACGCAUCUUGCGCGCCGAAUUAGAGUGUCUGGAAGAGCUGCUCAGGAUGGCUCCGUGGGACUUCGCCGUGCCCCUCAGUGGCCUUGACCUGCCGCUGCGGCCGGCGGCCGAGCUGGCUGCGACACUAGCGCCGUACCGCGGCCGAAACCUGCUCCAUCAUGCCGAGCACAAGUUCAUGCGGACGCACGAAGAGAACAACGUGUUUGCCAUGUUUGGCUGUGGCGACUUCGUAUUCAACGUCUCACGACCCGGCAACCGUCCACUCCGGUUGAAGAUACCUGUUUAUGGACAUGCCACCUGGAAGGCACUGGACCGGCAGUUCGUCGAGUUCGUUAUAUCUGAGCUACCGUCGUCCCCGCUUGCUCGCUGGAGCCUCCUGCUACGGGUCAUCAUCAUACCGGACGAGCACUUCUUCGCCACGGUGCUUAUGAACUCCCGGUACAGCGACACACUGCUUCGGGCCAAGGUGCACCAUCCGAAGCGCUUCCAGGGCGAGAACCGGAUGGUCUGUGCCGACACCGGGACGUGGUGGAGUUCUGUGGCAAGGGCCCCGCCACUGUUGCGCCGCGGGAUAUUGACCACUUGUGGAAGUUCUCUGGCCGUUUCUUCUUCGCCCGGAAGUUCCCGUCCAACAUCAGCGAUCCAACCAGGGCGAAGUAUCGCGCCACAUUUGCCAGGACCGUACUACGAGAGCAUUCAGCACGUCUUCCCCACCCUGGCUGCCGACACACGCGCCUGGUACCGGUCCUGA